Messenger RNA from Polypterus senegalus (gray bichir), 1289 nucleotides. Its product is annotated as butyrophilin subfamily 1 member A1-like. The transcript is spliced from 6 exons. Bases 212 to 1060 code for a protein of 282 amino acids. The record is from RefSeq and is a predicted model, not a curated record. Lineage: Eukaryota; Metazoa; Chordata; Cladistia; Polypteriformes; Polypteridae.
GAAAGAAAAGGUAAUCCGAGUAGGAACACUUAAAAUAACUCCUUUUAUGUUAUUCCACGCCACCUUCUCCUUCGACAGCCUUAUAAGACAUUAAGAACAUGAAAGGCUGACAUAUUGUACAUGAAGUUCACAGACCGCUGAUGAAGGACAAAUCCUCGUGAUGUGUGAGCUCUAAACGUGGAGAGUGGAGAGAAAACAAAGUGAAAGCACCAUGAACCUUCAGAUGCGAUGGACUCUUCUUAUCUUAUUGUUUCUACACAACACAGAUAUCUCCUGGGCAGUCAGCUUCAUCGUCGUUGGUCCUUCUAAGCCCGUCGUCACUUAUGUCGGUGAAGAUGUGGUCCUGCCAGCCUCCCUCUCACCAGCUCUUAAUGCUGAGGCCUUUGAAGUGAACUGGUUUACAACGGACAUCAGGUCACCAGAGCUGUUAUACACCAAUUACAAUAUUGGGAUACAGAGUGACAGAAGAAGAACUCUGAGCAUAGACAACCUCAAGAACGGCAACGUGUCUCUAAUAAUCAGAAAUGUCCGUGUUUCUGAUGAACAGCUCUACAGAUGUAAUGUGUACUCUAAACAAAGAGAAGAUGAGACUCAGGUCUCACUCACUGUUGAAGUUUUAGGUGCUCAGCCCUCCAUUUCUAUGAGCUCCACUGAAGGCCAGAAGACCCGACUGGAGUGCAGCGCUGAGAAGUGGAACCCCCAACCAGAAGUCACCUGGAGGGACAUGAAUGGGGCAGACGUGACGUCACAGUCCACAAUAAAGUCAGAGCGGGACUCCGAGGGUCUUCUGAGAGUGAGCAGCGUCCUCCCGGUGAAGGAGGAGUACAACGUGUUCAGCUGUCUGAUGAGAAGUAAAGCACCAAAGCCAGACUGGCACUCCAGACUCAGUAUCUAUAGUUUCUCCCCAGGGGUCUCUGGCUGGUUGGUGGCUUUCUGUGUCUUGUUGGUUCUUUGCUUAGCGGUGACUCCCCUGCUGGUCAUUCAAUGGAGAAGAAUGAGAGAAACAAACACCAGAUAUGAUUCAAUAGGUGAGUACAAUUUUAAAUUUGCUGUUCUCUAAUUUAGUUUCAAUUUCAUUUCAAUGUGUGAAUGAAGGAGAAACCCAAAAUAAACUUCUUCAUCCUAGCGUUUAUCCCACUUGGCAGGGUCCGCUUUUCUGCAAAUCCGUCUCCAUUUGGCACGAUCGAGGGAUCUUCUGGGGCGGCAUUGAUGGUCUUCAUGUAUUCCUUUAUUCUGUCCAUCCACCUGUUCUUCGGCCUGCCACGUGGGCCCUGACCAUCGGGAUCAAG